This is a messenger RNA of Charadrius vociferus (killdeer), 588 nucleotides long. It is a transcript of the gene PDCD2, whose product is annotated as programmed cell death 2. The record is from RefSeq and is a predicted model, not a curated record. NCBI's taxonomy places the organism in Eukaryota, Metazoa, Chordata, Aves, Charadriiformes, Charadriidae. The transcript is spliced from 5 exons. Bases 1 to 588 code for a protein of 195 amino acids. Gene Ontology annotation, cellular component: nucleus; cytoplasm.
AUGACGAGUGACUCAGCAGAUGCAAUUCCAGAGCAUAACGAAUUCCUUUUUCCAGAAUAUGAAAUUUUGAUAGAACCUGAGGAACCAGAAUUUCCUGCUGACAGCAGUGUAGGUCCUGAUGAUGAAGAAGGAGCUGUAGAUACAUCAAAGGACCCGACAGAACAAGAGGAACUCGGAGCUACCGGCAGUGCAGGUGAAGCAUUAGCAUCCUUAGAUGAAGAGACAUUGGAAGCAAUGGCAAAACAUGAGACUGAAGAAGACAAGAUCUUCCAAAUGUUUAAAGAGCGAGUAGCUGCCGAACCAGAGCAGGUUAUUAGAUACUGUAGAGGAGGAGAAGGCCCAAUCUGGGUAUCAGGUGAAAAUAUUCCUGAAGAAAAAGAUAUUCCAGAUUGUUCAUGUGGUGCCAAAAGGAUUUUUGAAUUCCAGAUUAUGCCACAGCUCCUGAACCACCUUCAGGUUGACAGCCUUGGAGAGAGCAUUGACUGGGGGACGCUGGUGGUGUACACUUGUGCUGACAACUGCGGUGAGGGAAAUGAAUACCCUGAAGAGUUCAUAUGGAAACAAGACUUCUCUGCAGGCUCUAUUUAA